CGUCCUUUUCCUCCUCUCGCCCUCUUCCCAAAUCCUCUCACCUUCUUGAACCUUCCUUUACCGUCCUCCUCCUCCUCGUCCCUCCGAACCCUAAACAAAACCCUAAUCCAUGCCUCACGCCGCGCCUCCCGACCCUUCCUCAACGCCGAUCCAACCCCACCUCGGCCGUUCCUCGCCCAAUUCUCUCCCCCACCUCUCUUCCUCCUCCUCCUCCUCCUCCUCCUCUUCUAACGCUCCAAUGGCCCCCCAUGGCGCUCUAUUCCUGGUGCUCGGCUACCUCCCCCUGCGGGAGCUCUUGGCGUUCCAGAGGGUGUGUCGGCUCCUCCGGGACGCCAUCGCCGACGACGCGCUCUUGUGGCGCCACAUUACCGUCGAGCCCCCGCUGAGCGCGAAGCUCACCGACGAAGCGCUUUUGAGAAUCACCUCGAAGGCCGAGGGGAAGUUGAAGUCUCUGGCUCUGGUGGAUUGCUGGAACAUUACUGAUGCGGGGCUUUUGCGGGUUGUUGAACAGAAUCCGGCAAUUACUAAGCUCUAUGUACCGGGAUGUACAUUCUUAACUGCAGAUGGAAUGGUGAAGGUGGUGAAACAGUUAUUUGAGUGCAAGGGAAAUCUAAAUCAUCUUCAGCUCCGUGGUCUCUCCAACAUAAGAAAAGAUCAUCUUGACAUCUUUAACUCUUUCUUGGGCAAGAACAACCUGCAACAAGUUUCACAGCCAUCGUUCUACAACUCAAGGCAUCUUAUAUCAUUUGACUGCGACGAUGGGCGUCCUAUUGAUGUUGAUUUGUGCCCAAAAUGCAGGAAUGUUAGGCUAGUAUUUGACUGUACAAGAGAAAGUUGCAGGACAAUGAAGUACAAGCGGAUUGAGUGCAGAGGGUGCUUCUUCUGCAUAGCCAGAUGUGAAGCGUGCGGGGGUUGUAUUGACUUUGACGAACUUGACGAGGAGACCGCCUGCUCUCACAUUCUGUGUUUGGAGUGUUGGCUUCAGCUUCCAAAGUGCAAUACGUGCAACCGGCCGUACUGCGACGGACACGCAAGUUCCCUAGCGGAAUCAGCAUGGUCUUCUUCAGGUUUCAUUUGCCAUCAGUGUGCAGAGCUUGAUUAGUACUGUAAACUUGUGUUUAUUUCUGAGUUGUGAGCUUGAGUUGAUUACCAUGAACUCUUGAAACUGAAGCUAUAUUUUGCUCAGAUGAGACCAUUUUAUUACCGAAUACGUGGAAACCAUUUAUCGUCCAGCCGCUGCUCAAAUUGUACUGAAAAGCUGAGAGUUUGAAAUUGGGCAAAAGUGGUUUGUCAGUUGGUAAAUAUAUGUAAAUAAUGCUAGGAUCAGCUGGCCUCUACUGCUAGUUCAUUUUCUUGAAUAUAUUAGCAAAUAGUCUCGUAA
Messenger RNA from Ananas comosus (pineapple), 1381 nucleotides. RefSeq names its product F-box protein SKIP28-like. The record is from RefSeq and is a predicted model, not a curated record. Gene Ontology annotation, cellular component: cytoplasm. Gene Ontology annotation, molecular function: protein binding. The transcript is spliced from 3 exons. The coding region runs from base 110 to 1102 and encodes 330 amino acids. Lineage: Eukaryota; Viridiplantae; Streptophyta; Magnoliopsida; Poales; Bromeliaceae.